This is a messenger RNA of Acaulospora colombiana, 1514 nucleotides long. The record is from the annotation of a GenBank genome assembly. Lineage: Eukaryota; Fungi; Glomeromycota; Glomeromycetes; Diversisporales; Acaulosporaceae.
AUGGCAGAUCCCUACGACGACUCUCCUAGCGGUCAGGCUCAGGGCGCAGGCUCCACACAAGACAUGAAAGAGAGUUCUCGAGGCCGCUCACGUUCUCGUAGCCCGGUCCGUAACGGUGGUGGAAGCUCCUCCUAUCGUAGCCCGGGGCGUCGCUCUCCUGGCUAUCGCAGACGCUCACCACCUCCACGAAAACCGAACCAUGCACCUGCAGUGUCUUUGGGCUCAGCAUUCGCACACAAGAACGUGACCUUGAAGAAGAAUUUGGACGCUUUGGUCAUGUCGACAAAGUCACUAUUGUUUACGAUCAGCGGGUCAGUACCCAGCAAGUCCAAGGUUAAAAAUAUGCUGACACCUGGCAAGACUGACCGCUCCCGUGGGUUCGGAUUUAUUGUUAUGAGCACGGUUGAGGAAGCAACACGAUGCGUUUCAGAACUUAACGGAGUAGAGCUAAAUGGUCGUCGCAUCCGCGUUGAUUACUCUGUUACCGAACGGCCCCAUGCACCUACUCCUGGCGAGUAUAUGGGACUUCGUCGCUCCGACUAUGGCCGGAGGGACAAAGGAGCGCUUCACGCAGCCCUCGUGCCGCCAGUCCUAGCCGAUACGAGCAUGCAGGAGAGGGACCUCGCUGGGUCGAUCUCAGCAGCUUACCAGUACUAUAAGGAAUUACCUCCAAUCAAUCCUUCGACACUCACCGGUGCCAUUGACGUUAUUGUCAUUCAGCGAAAGGAUGAGACCGGCAAUAUCGAGCUCGCAUGCACUCCUUUCCAUGUCCGUUUUGGUAAAUGGCAAGUUCUAAGACCUAGUGACAAGAAGGUCAACGUUUUGGUCAAUGGACGCGCCAUUCCAUUUAAUAUGAAAAUAGGAGAAGCUGGGGAAGCAUUCUUCGUGUUUGAGACUGAGGAAGACGUACCAGAGGAUCUCAUCACUAGCCCCAUCCUUCAAGCUACCAAUCCAACUGAGCUGAGUGGCGCCGUUCAAAAGACGGGCAGAUUCGGUGCGAAGGAACCAAGCAUAGGAGGGAAUGAUGCAGAUACCAAGGAAUUAGUUGGUGGUAUGGAGGAACAGACAGAGAAACAGGCUAAAGACGAGCCGGUACCAGAGCCGGAUUUCUUCGAUCUAGAUGCUACAUCUACAGAGCAAUCCGAACAGCACGACAUUCCACCAUUAACGAAACUGCCGCCCUCCACGUAUGGCCUUCCGUCCUCUCAGCCCAGUACAUCAUUACCUCAUCCCAACGAUACAACCGCUUCAGCUAGUCACAUCAAAGUUCCAUUGAAUAAUGUCAAAGAUCUCGCUGAAUCUGCUGCUCGACUAGCCAAGGAAGAGGAAAAGGAACGAAUUGGCCUUUUGCAUGACAAGCUCACGGCCACCCAAAACAUCCUAGGCAACGACAUGAGAUUCCCCUCCGAUGACUCCAAAUCACAGCCAGGAGACGAAGCUCUCCCCAAGCAUAAAAAGAGCGGCUCGCCACCUCCCGUCGCAUAUUUACAUGAUGCAGUCAUCGAUAUGGCAGG